UGCUCCUGGUAGCCCGCAGCCUGGCAGGUGGUUUUCGGCUCCUUCCUGCGCAGCUGCAUUUGCACUUCCGUCCCCGGCACCAGCAAAAGCAAAACUCCUGGUUUCUAGGCAAAACUCCCGGUUACCAAGCAAAACUUCUGGUUCCUGAGCAAAACUCCCGGUUUGUGUCCCACUGGAGAAGGCUGAAGCAGCAAAGGGAGGUGCUGCGGCGCAUGCCCUGCACCCCUGCUCCGGGGAGGGCGGCCCGAGGAGACCCGCAAACAAUGGGCCGGGCCGGCUGGUGCCCGUCAGUGCUGCGGCCGGUGCCAGCGCCCCGCGGGUCCGCAGCUCCGAGACCGUGCCGAGCGCCCAGCAUGUCGGCCGAUGUGUGGGUGGGCCCAUGGAGGCCCCACCGGCCCCGCGGUCCCAUCGCCGCGCUCUACAGCAGCCCCGGGCCCAAGUACGGGCUCCCGACAGACGUAGACUACCAACUCCAGGACGCGUCCCGCUUCCGGGCACCCGCCUGCAGCUUCGGCCUGCGCCGCCUCCAGCAAGAGGACGACUGCUCCCCCGGGCCGGCCUACAUGCUCUUUGCCAAGACGACCAUGAGGGGCAAGGACGGGACCCCCGCCUACUCCAUCCACGGCCGCCCCAGGGACCUGCAGAGCUUCUGCACCCCUGGGCCAGGUCAGCCCUGCCGCCAGCCCGGCCCCCGGGGCACCGCGGGGCCGUGGGGCAGGAGUUGGCUGCAGGAGCAGGGGUGGGGGGCUGCUCCAGCCCCAGCUGGGGGCACCGCGGGGCUGGGGGCAGGAGCCGGCUGUCACUAUUACCCAGAGAAAGCUGGGAAAUGGGCCUUUCCUACGGCCCCCAUCUACUCCCUCGCCUCCCGCACCAAGGAGUUCUCCAACGACCGGACGCCAGGUCUGACCCAUUGUCCCGAGAGCCACCAGGGACCUAGGCUGGCGGUCGUGAUGGGUGUGUACAUGGCGAGGAUGGACACGGUCUCCGAUGAGUGCCCCUUUUGUCACCAGAGGAAGACCCUGGCGCACACGGUCAUCGAGUGUGCCAGGCUGGAGCCCCUGCACCUCCUCCUCCAGAGCUUGCUGCUCACGUUGUGGCUGCACUACUCCCCGCACCUUUUAGUUUAUGCACACCCCAUCCGGGCCCUCCUGGUUAACCUCCUCCUGCCUCUGGCCAAGCUCGUCAUCUGGCUAUCCAGGCGGGAGGCGCUGGCCAGGAAGGCUCCCGGGCACCUCGGGGCGUUUUUCCUUGGUGUCCUUCGCGCCCGUCUCUGGGCGGAGCACCGCUGGGCAGUAGCCGCCGGCGAGCUCCCGCAGUUUGAGAGCCGGUGA
Molecule: messenger RNA, 1331 nt
Organism: Alligator mississippiensis (American alligator)
Lineage: Eukaryota; Metazoa; Chordata; Crocodylia; Alligatoridae
Exons: 5
Coding region: 213-1331 (372 amino acids)
Cellular component (GO): cytoskeleton
Source: RefSeq, a predicted model, not a curated record